AGCGUAGCGAGUACUUGCGAGCCACAAUAAGUAAGAGGCUGAAGGUUAACUAGUCAUUUUGUUAUCUCUAAAGUGUUAGACUUCUAUUUGCGAGUACUUGGUCUAGAGAAUUAGCAAUAAAAUUAUCUAAACUAUUGACACCAUAUACUACGCCGUUAUAAGCCACUUCAGACCAACCAUUUAAUUGACUAAUAAAUGCAAUUUUUCUGUGGCAAAAUAUUGUUUAUCUUUGGUGCACUUCGAGCUUAUCAUUGUUCAGUUGUAAGGAGGCUAAAGCCACAUCCGGAGCUCAUCGGAUCGUUCUAUAAUUAAAUUUGUAUCCAUCACUUGUUAAAGUUCGUGAUAACUUUGUGAGUAAGCAACAGAGGUUUCGUCAGGCGUUCAGAUCAACAAUCAAUCCAUAUGUGUUUCGACGGUUGUUGUGAUAACAAUAGCAGUAUGGAUACCCAUACUUCGUUUUCCCCAGCAGAUUCAUCGUUAUACCAAGGUGGAAUGGAUACAACCAUAAUAAGUCAACCAACUAUGCAAGAACACAUAAUUGCAACACAAUAUCAUACGGAUAUGAACACCGAUUCUGGAAUAUCCAGCUCAACCACAACCCACCCGUCUCAUGAUAUGGGUUGGAAUGGUGGGGGUAUGUCAGCUUCAACUACAAAUUGUUUUAGUGACACGGGUAUGUCAACAACAACCACAAACUAUUCUACUGACACGGGGAUGUCAACUACAACCACCAAUUGCCCAAGCAAUGAUUUUACAAGUGAUACAUGGGGUGGUAUGUCCUCAACCACUAGUGCUUCUGAUGCUUUUUGAAAGUCCAUCUACAUCUCCAUAUCAACUGUUAAGCCAUCAAUUCCACUUACGAUAUUUAAAACUUCUGGAAAGAAUAUUCGCAAUAGAGAAAUAUUUCUUAUGACAGUAUUAAUAAAAACUUAAAUUCUAAUCAUGA
Hermetia illucens (black soldier fly) is the source of this 946-nucleotide messenger RNA. RefSeq names its product chitinase-like protein PB1E7.04c. Lineage: Eukaryota; Metazoa; Arthropoda; Insecta; Diptera; Stratiomyidae. The coding region runs from base 403 to 810 and encodes 135 amino acids. The record is from RefSeq and is a predicted model, not a curated record. The transcript is spliced from 2 exons.